AUGCUCCGCGGACCCCAGCGCUUCAUCAAGGUCUCGGUGGCGCCGGUCGCUGCCCUGGCUGUGGCGCUGCUCUCGUCGGUCUCGCGCUGCUCCCUCCUGGAGCGGGAGGACCCCGCGGUUUCGGCGCUCAGCCACUACUUCGGUACCAAGACCCGCUACGAGGAUGCCAACCCCGGGCUGCUGCCGGAUCCCGAGGCGCCGCGGAGGGACCCCGAGCUGUUGGAGGACACCUGCACCCCCGUGCAGCUGGUGGCCCUCAUCCGGCACGGCACCCGCUACCCUACGGCCAAGCAGAUCCGCAAGCUGCGGCAGCUGCAUGGGCUGCUGCAGGCCCGCGGGCCGAGCGACGGGCGCGCUGGCUCCGCGGGCGGCGGAGACCUGGGCGCCGCGCUGGCCGACUGGCCGCUGUGGUACGCGGACUGGAUGGACGGGCAGCUGGUGGAGAAGGGGCGGCAGGACAUGCGACAGCUGGCGCUGCGCCUAGCCUCCCUCUUCCCGGCUCUCUUUAGCCUCGAGAACUACGGCCGCCUGCAGCUGGUCACCAGCUCCAAACACCGCUGCGUCGACAGCGGCGCCGCCUUCCUGCAGGGGCUGUGGCAGCACUACCACCCCGGCCUGCCGCCACCCGACGUCGCAGACAUGGAGUGUGGACCUCCAAGAAUUAAUGAUAAACUAAUGAGAUUCUUUGAUCAUUGUGAGAAGUUUUUAACUGAAGUGGAAAAGAAUGCUACAGCUCUUUAUCAUGUAGAAGCCUUCAAAACUGGACCAGAAAUGCAGAACAUUUUAAAAAAGGUUGCAGCUACUUUGCAGGUGCCAGUCAGCAAUUUAAAUGCAGAUUUAAUUCAGGUAGCUUUUUUUACCUGUUCAUUUGACCUGGCAAUUAAAGGUGUUAAAUCUCCUUGGUGUGAUGUUUUUGACAUAGAUGACGCAAAGGUAUUAGAAUAUUUAAAUGAUCUGAAGCAAUAUUGGAAAAGAGGAUAUGGGUAUACUAUUAAUAGUCGAUCCAGCUGCACCCUGUUUCAGGAUAUCUUCCAGCACUUGGACAAAGCAAUUGAACAGAAACAAAGGUCUCAGCCAAUUUCCUCUCCAGUCAUCCUUCAGUUUGGUCAUGCAGAGACCCUUCUGCCACUGCUCUCUCUCAUGGGCUACUUCAAAGACAAGGAGCCCCUAACAGCUUACAAUUAUAAGGAACAGUUGCAUCGCAAAUUCCGGAGUGGCCAUAUCGUGCCCUACGCCUCGAACCUAAUAUUUGUGCUUUACCACUGUAAAAAUGCUAAGACUCCUAAGGAGGAAUUUCGAGUGCAGAUGCUGUUGAAUGAGAAGGUGUUACCAUUGGCUUACUCACAGGAAACUGCCUCCUUGUACGAGGAUCUGAAGGACCACUACAGGGACAUCCUUCAGAGCUGCCAUGCCAGUGAAGAGUGUGAAUUACCAAAGGUGAACAACACGUCUGAUGAGCUAUGAGUGCCUGGAGAGCAGUUCUCAUUCAUCGGGGACUGAUCCAGAGGGAGUGAUUACAUGCUUGGAAUAGGUGGGCAACCCACGGUUACAGAGAGCUUUCACAGUACUUGAGUAUUUCUGUCUUUUCACAGAAAAAUGUUGAAUUUCUUUUUGAAUCUGGAACAUGGAUGUGUAAGAAACUAUUCUUCGCUGGAGCAGUUCUCUUAGGAGAAAAAAAUUGAUUUAAAGAACUAGCUGGCCCUGCAAACAUUUAUAGAAAUUAAAUCCUUCCUGUUUAUAUGAGAAAUUUCACACUGAGAUGGAGUAUGAUUUCAAAGUGAUACUUGAAAGUGCUGGACUCACAAUGUAUGUCAUUUGGAUGAUCUGUUACGUGACCGAGUGCAGGAACUUUCCAGUUGUGAGGCCUUCUCUGUCUCUCCCUCAGGUAGCUCAGCUCUGGCAUCGUCGGUCUUCAGCAGAUGUAGUGUGGUGCUGGGACUGUCGCUUUGGAAGAAAGCUGACACCUCUCUAGUUAAGAUUUGAAACCAUAUUAAGAAACAGUGUGAUUUUCAAAGGACAGCUUCACUUGAAGACAAAAAGCAUAAUAAAAUAGAUAUUUUUGUUAAUAGUAUUUAUAAAGUAUUUGAACACUUUUUCAAUAAUUCCUUUUAACCUUGUAGUAAGUCUUACAAGGCCUUUCUUUAGUAUCUUACCUGUUUUACAUUUAUAACAAUGGAGGACAAAGAGGACCAUUAGCAACAAGGAAGACAGAUAGAAUCAGAGUUUCUUAAAUCCAUUGCUUCACAGUUUUUUUUCAUUCUGUCACUUUGCUUCUAUUUUUAUAUUUUGCUAUUAUGUGAAGUGUAUCUUGGUUAUCACUUUUCCAUUCUUUUUUUCCCCCCUAAGUAAAGACUUUACCCUGGCUGGAUUAGUUUCACAGAUCUGAACCCAUUUCAACGAGAUACUUCUGAGUUUUGUCAAAUGCCGUGAAAGUGUUUGCUAUAAAAAUAAACAGAAUUCUUGUGACUUUA
This is a messenger RNA of Enhydra lutris kenyoni (northern sea otter), 2471 nucleotides long. Its product is annotated as multiple inositol-polyphosphate phosphatase 1. Lineage: Eukaryota; Metazoa; Chordata; Mammalia; Carnivora; Mustelidae. The record is from RefSeq and is a predicted model, not a curated record. The transcript is spliced from 5 exons. Gene Ontology annotation, molecular function: acid phosphatase activity; inositol phosphate phosphatase activity. Bases 1 to 1464 code for a protein of 487 amino acids.